This is a messenger RNA of Paraglomus brasilianum, 750 nucleotides long. Lineage: Eukaryota; Fungi; Glomeromycota; Glomeromycetes; Paraglomerales; Paraglomeraceae. The record is from the annotation of a GenBank genome assembly.
AUGAAGCAAUCAAAUAAAUUAGAAACGUAUGGAAAUGAAGUCACCAUGAACAUGAACAAUAUUCUGUAUCAGAAUAUUCAGGCAUCUCCUUACUUUAAGCAGUUGUACGAGAAGAAGACGUACCACGAGGUUAUUGAUGAGAUUUACAAUCAUGUCGAGUCUCUCGGUAAAUUCUUUUCACAUAAGGAUUUGGAGGUUUUUGCAACAAAAAAUUUGCUUUUACUUGUCGUGGAUGUACUAUGGACAUUGAGACUGUCUGUUAAACAAGUUAAAGGCCUGAUCGAUCACACAGACUCUCCUCACAUAAGAGCCUUGGGGUUUCUAUAUCUUCGAUAUGUUUGCAAACCGGCAGAUCUCUGGGAGUGGUUUGAGCCAUAUUUGGAUGAUGAAGAAGAGAUUCAAAUACAAGGCGGAUCUAGGCCAGUCAUCAUAACUAUGGGAAAGGUGGCCCGUCAGUUAUUAUUAGAGAAUAAAUGGCUUGGAACCAUACUACCUCGCAUUCCAGUUCCCAUUGCUCGUGAAAUCGAGCAGAAGAUCAAGGAACAGACUAAACCUCUGCCAACUCCUCAAGGAAUCAUUGGUGCGGAUUCGAAUGUGCGCUUCCGCUCGGUAUCAUCAUCUUCAGUACGUCGGCGGUUUGGAGAUAAUAAGAGAUUGAAUGAGAAAAUUGGUGUUGAGAAUCGUAUUAAUGGUGCUGUUGCUUACAGUGUGAAAUUCCGUUUACAGAUACGUAAACCAUGUUGCGUGUAG